Molecule: messenger RNA, 318 nt
Organism: Anopheles marshallii
Lineage: Eukaryota; Metazoa; Arthropoda; Insecta; Diptera; Culicidae
Product: protein enhancer of rudimentary-like
Exons: 2
Coding region: 1-318 (105 amino acids)
Source: RefSeq, a predicted model, not a curated record
AUGUCGCAUACUAUCCUACUGAUCCGAACAAGUCAGCGUCCCGGAACACGCACCUACUGUGAUUACGAGAGCAUCAACGAAUGCUUGGAGGGUUUAUGUAAGAUCUACGAGAUGUAUCUAAAGCGAUGCAACCCAAACUUAUCGACCAUAACCUACGACAUUAGCCAGCUUUUCGACUUUGUCGAUCAGCUGAUAGAACUUAGCUGCCUUGUGUAUCAUAAAAGAACCCACUCAUAUGGUGCGUACGACAAGGAAUGGAUAAAGGAGAAGAUUUACACUCUGAUGCAACGGGCAACCACAAGCAGCAACGCGUCGUAA